Molecule: messenger RNA, 1306 nt
Organism: Ricinus communis (castor bean)
Lineage: Eukaryota; Viridiplantae; Streptophyta; Magnoliopsida; Malpighiales; Euphorbiaceae
Product: succinate--CoA ligase [ADP-forming] subunit alpha-2, mitochondrial
Exons: 7
Coding region: 135-1139 (334 amino acids)
Biological process (GO): tricarboxylic acid cycle
Cellular component (GO): succinate-CoA ligase complex (ADP-forming); mitochondrion
Molecular function (GO): succinate-CoA ligase (ADP-forming) activity; succinate-CoA ligase (GDP-forming) activity
Source: RefSeq, a predicted model, not a curated record
UGAACAACCAUAAGGAAUUUUGUUGACCGUGCAAAGAAGAAAAAGUAGCAUUACGCAUUUAAAAAGUAGAAGCAGUUGCUAACUCUUUUAAAAUAAGAAACAAAAUACUGAAAAGAAAAAGAAUCAAAAGAGUGAUGGCUCGUCAAGCCGUCGCCAAACUAAUCGGCUCCAUCGCAUCACGCAAGCCGUCUCUUUCCUCAUCGGCGAUUCAGACUCGGCAGUAUGCGGCGGCUGCAUCGCCUCCAGCGGCGGUAUUUGUUGAUAAGAACACAAGAGUGAUAUGCCAAGGCAUUACUGGCAAAAAUGGUACCUUUCACACUGAACAGGCCAUUGAAUAUGGCACUAAGAUGGUGGGCGGAGUAACACCAAAGAAGGGAGGAACAGAACACUUGGGGCUUCCUGUUUUCAACACAGUUGCUGAAGCUAAAGCUGAAACUAAAGCUAAUGCUUCUGUCAUUUAUGUGCCUCCGCCUUUUGCUGCUGCGGCUAUCAUGGAGGCUAUGGAAGCUGAAUUGGAUCUUGUUGUUUGCAUUACUGAGGGAAUUCCUCAACAUGAUAUGGUACGUGUGAAGGCUGCUCUUAACAGACAAUCUAAAACUCGGUUGAUUGGGCCGAACUGCCCUGGAAUUAUCAAGCCAGGAGAAUGUAAGAUUGGCAUAAUGCCUGGUUACAUCCAUAAACCUGGUCGCAUUGGAAUAGUUUCUCGAUCUGGUACUUUGACCUAUGAAGCUGUAUUCCAAACAACUGCUGUUGGCCUUGGACAAUCUACUUGUGUUGGUAUAGGUGGAGAUCCUUUCAAUGGAACGAACUUUGUUGAUUGCAUUGAAAAGUUUCUGGCAGAUCCUCAAACAGAAGGUAUAAUUCUUAUAGGAGAGAUAGGAGGGACGGCAGAAGAAGAUGCUGCUGCAUUAAUAAAGGAAAGUGGCACUGACAAGCCUAUUGUUGCUUUUAUUGCUGGGCUAACUGCCCCUCCUGGCCGUCGUAUGGGGCAUGCUGGAGCUAUUGUUUCUGGUGGAAAGGGUACAGCUCAAGAUAAAAUCAAGACCCUAAAGGAAGCUGGAGUCACAGUCGUUGAAUCUCCUGCAAAAAUUGGAGUUGCCAUGCUUGAUGUUUUUAAGCAAAGGGGGCUGGCAAGUUAGGUUUGGCAAUUUAAAGUUGUGAAUUAUUAACAUAAUUACAAUGAUUACGCUCACUUUUUCCUCAAAUUGGUGAUUAAAUUUUACCAAAGUUUGGGAUUUUCCCCCAAUCUUUUCUUUUGAGCAAACAUGGCAUCGGUGAUAUAAUAAAUUAGUCCUUUUUUCCUCCA